Messenger RNA from Gadus macrocephalus (Pacific cod), 3916 nucleotides. It is a transcript of the gene mcm10, whose product is annotated as minichromosome maintenance 10 replication initiation factor. Gene Ontology annotation, cellular component: nucleus; replication fork protection complex. NCBI's taxonomy places the organism in Eukaryota, Metazoa, Chordata, Actinopteri, Gadiformes, Gadidae. Gene Ontology annotation, molecular function: single-stranded DNA binding; DNA replication origin binding. The record is from RefSeq and is a predicted model, not a curated record. Gene Ontology annotation, biological process: DNA replication; DNA replication initiation. Bases 255 to 3293 code for a protein of 1012 amino acids. The transcript is spliced from 18 exons.
GGGCUGUCAACACAAUGGGGUCCUUCAUUUAGCGCCAGUUUUAGAUUCUCUCAUCGUUGAACAGUAGAAGCAAAGCUGUGUUCAGUAUGGAUUUACGUAUGUAUUAACGUUAUAUUAAACUUUUAAACAAUCCAUAAACAUCUGCGACGUAACGGCACUCUUCCUGAUAAGCAGGCCGAAAUCUCACGACUUUGAGCACGCUUGUCAGUGGUACCCAGAUCAUUUAUAAUCCGCACAAGGUCCGACGACUGAAAAUGGAACCAAUUCUUUAUUUAGGGGAGGAUGAUCUGGACCUUUUGACAUCGCUGUUGGAUGAGAAUGAGGACGUUGAAGAUCCACACGUUCAAAAGAGCUCGGUGGAUGACUUGGAUGAUCUGUUUGACAACGAUGACGACGACGUUGAAUAUGAAGACGGAAUCGCAGCGGAGAAGGCCGGAGGGAAGGAUGACGUGGUGACCGAUCUGUUUGGGGAUGUAGAUGACAUCGAAGAUGAGGAGACGGAGGGUGAGCAGCAAGCCGCUGACGCAGAAGACGACGACAGUCUUAACAAGUCGAAAGAGGACUUACAAGAGGAGCUGCGGCGCAUGCAGGAGAAAAUGCAGAAGCUACAGCAGCAACUGUCGGCGUCUCAGAAGCCCCCUCCUGCCUCAGCGGCCACCCCUGGUCGGGGUGCCCGGACUGUGGCUUCAGUCAAGAAGAAGUCCCUCUCGCAGUGUGGGACCCCCGCCAAGGGCUCCGCUACCCAGACCCCCUCGAAGGGGAGGACCCCCGCCAAGGGCUCCGUUACCCAGACCACCGCAAAGACACCCUCCUCCACUCAGAAGACUAAGCUCCCAGCAGCCAAAUCAUCUCCCCCAGACCUGGUUAGAGGAGGCGAUCCCAAGCGCGUGGAGUCCAGUGACUUCUCGGACCAGCUGGUCAACGCCGACAUGUUUAAACGCAAGCCACGCACAGCCCACCUGACCAAACCCAGCACGUCUCCAGAGGACAGAGGCCCAUUGGUGGAAAUCAAGAUUGGCAGCACUUUCCAGCCAGUGGAGCCCCGACCCCAGCCUUCAAACUCCCAACCCAGGCCCGCCCCGCCCCCUGACCCCAAAGACGUGGCAGUGGAAAAGUACUCUGGACUCAGGCUCAGGAACCCACUGGUCUCUUCCUGUGAGAUGGAUCGCAAGAUGGCCGAGCGGCGGUUGAUCCGGCUCUCCCAGUUGCCACAGCGCAUUGUUCAGGAGAAGCUGGAGGACAGCGACUGGGUGACGUUCGCAGUGCUGAUCAACAAGGCCACCAGGCAGGCCAAGGGGAGCGGAAACACGUUCAGCACCUGGACGCUCAGCGACCUCCACGACCUGGAGGUGUGCGUGACGCUGAUGCUGUUCGGGAAUGAACACAAGGAGCACUGGAAGACGGAGGUGGGCACCGUCAUCGGAGUCCUCAACCCCAACCUGAUGAAGCAGAGGGACGGCUACGACGGGAUCAGCCUGUCGGUGGACAACCCCCAGAAGGUUCUGCUGAUGGGCACGGCGCAGGACUACGGCACCUGUAAGGGCAUGAAGAAGAACGGGGACCCCUGCUCCAAGAUAGUGAACAUGUACGACUGCCAGUUCUGCCAGUACCACGUCACAGCCGCGUACAAGAAGAUGAGCUCCAAGCGGGCCGAGCUGCAGUCCUCGUAUUCGGGGAAGGUUCCGGGUAAGGUGAAGGGAGCCGUCAGCCUGAAGGAGCGGCUGUGUCAGGGGGGCUUCUACUACGGGGGGGUGUCCUCCUCCGCCUGUGUCUCCUCUCUGGGCGGGUCCAAGCCCAACAAGUCGACCCAGCUAACCCUGGACUCGCUGUUCGUGAAGGGAGCCUCAAAGCAGGUCGACGAGGCCAAGAGACUGGUGGUAAAGUCGGGCGAGGUUUCCGGCUGCUCGGACGACUUUAAAAGCCUGAUGUCCCAUCAAACACCCGGAGCACUGCAGCUGAAGAAGCACCUGCUGCACGCCAAGACCCCAGGCUCCCCGGGCGGCGCCGGCUCCGGCAUGCAGUCCAUCUCCGCCUCGGACCUGCUCAAACAGCAGAAGAAGAUGCAGCUGGAGCUGUUGGAGAGCCGCCGCCGCCGCGCCGCCGAGGCGCUCCAGAAGCAGGCCGGGCCCACGUCCACGUCCGUAUCGCACCCGACGUCGGCCCCCAGGGUCUCGCCCUCGACGUCGGCCCCCAGGGUCUCGUCCUCUACAUCGGCCCCCAGGGUCUCGUCCUCUACGUCGGCCCCCAGGGUCUCGCCUUCGACGUCGGCCCCCAGGGUCUCGUCCUCUACGUCGGCCCCCAGGGUCUCGCCUUCGACGUCGGCCCCCAGGGUCUCGCCUUCGACGUCGGCCCCCAGGGUCUCGCCCUCGACGUCGGCCCCCAGGGUCUCGCCUUCGACGGCGGCCCCCAGGGUCUCGCCCUCGACGUCGGCCCCCAGGGUCUCGCCCUCGUUGUCGCGGGGGCCCGCGGGCCCUCUGCUGUCCCCCAAGGCGGCCUCUGAGGUGCCCCGAGGGGCCGCCAGGAGCCCCCCCGCGGCCCACGCCCCCACCCUCGGACGGGGCUUCUCGGAGGGCGACGACAUCGUCUUCUUUGACCGCAGCCCGCAGCAGGCUCCGCCCCCGGCCGCACUCGGGCUGUCGGCGGCCAAGAUGGCCGCCCUGCGGAGGUUGAAGGCGAAGGGGGCGGGGCUCGCCAAGGAUGACCCCAACGCCGUGAAGAGGAAGAGGAGCAGCAAGGACGGCGAGAUCAGCGCCCGCGUGGAGAAGAACAUGGCGGCCGUCGAGGGUGAUGAGGCCGAAGAGGAGGAGCCGGCGCAGAAGAGAAGGCGGGACCUCAGCUACAUCCAAUCAGAUGAGUUCCAGAAGAUUCUCAAAGCCAAGUCGCGCCAUCAGGCUGCGCUACAGGCGGCGGAGUACCAGAUCCAGGAGCGUUACUUCGACCCCCUGGUGAAGAAGGAGCAGCUGGAGGAGAAGAUGAGGGACACCAAGGAGAUGAAGUGUCGAGCCGUCUCUUGUAAACAGUGUAAUUACACCUACUUUAAGCCUGCGGACCGCUGCGUGGAGGGGAACCACCAGCUGAAGUGGCACGACGCUCUGAAGCGCUUCUUCAAGUGUCCCUGCGGCCAGCGCUCCAUCGCCCUGGACCGGUUACCCAGCAAGCACUGCAGUAACUGUGGGCUCUUCAAGUGGCAGAGAGACGGCAUGCUGAGGGAGAAGAAGGGGCCCAAGAUAGCAGGCGAGCUACUACAGCCGCGUGGCGAUGAGGGGCCCAAGUUCCUGAACAGCAUGCAGUGAGGUCACUUUGGCCCAAUCCCAUUUCUACCCCUUACCCCUUCCCCUUACCCCUUCCCCUUACGCCUUCCCCUUACCCCUUCCCCUUACGCCUUCCCCUUACCCCUUCCCCUUACGCCUUCCCCUUACGCCUUCCCCUUACCCCUUCCCCUUACGCCUUCCCCUUACCCCUUCCCCUUACCCCUUCCCCUUACCCCUUCCCCUUACGCCUUCCCCUUACGCCUUCCCCUUACCCCUUCCCCUUACCCCUUCCCCUUACGCCUUCCCCUUACCCCUUCCCCUUACGCCUUCCCCUUACCCCUUCCCCUUACCCCUUCCCCUUACCCCUUCCCCUUACCCCUACAAAACAAGGGGGAGGGGGAAGGGGUGGAAAUGGGAUUGGGCCGUUUCCUCUCCCUCAGAUACCUCCCCCCCCCAACAUGGGGACAAAACCCCAAACCCUACUGGAAGUCUCUUAUUUACUGUGUUGUACAGGAGAAAUACUUUUUACAUUUCGUCACAUCCUUUUUUGUUUUUUUUGUACAUUUUAUGAACUGUGAGAUUUUCGUACUAAUAAUGGAUAAUUUAAAUGUUUUUAAAUUUUUAUUCUGUUGAGCGGAGGGAUCAUUAAAUGGUUUACAGCUGGA